AUGGCAACACCAAGAAGAAUGGUGUACAUGAAAACAGCGUCUUCCUACGUUGUGCAGUUUCUGCAGAGGCCUCACUCUCUGCCUUUGGUUCUGAGCAUGUUUGUGUUGGUCACGUGGAUCUCACUCCGAAUGCACGUGACUCGUCCUUCAUUUCCAACCAAUUCGACAACCAAGGACGACAUCAAGGCCAAUGUGGUCAGGUUCCAUUCUCGUACUCCGGUCAUUGCAAAAGACAACCGUGGCUGGUUGCUUCAUCCUCUCUCCCUUGCCUCCGCUUCUCACAUUUCAGGGGGAGCUGUCACUUGUGCUUCAAUUCAUGUUGGAGAAAUUCGACCAGGCAUGUUAAGAGGAAAUCACAGACACCUUGAUUGUAAUGAGACACUUGUCAUUUGGGGUGCUGCAACAAAAUUUAGGUUAGAGAACAACGAGGUACCUGAUAAUGGUUAUGCUGAAGUGAUCAUUGGAUCGGAUGAUGUUGCUGUUGCUACCAGCCCUAGUGGGAUAGCACAUGCAUUAGUGAACAUAGAUCAGAUCCGGAGUACAUUCUUUAUAGGAUGCCAAGACAGUAUUAUAAAUUAUAAUGCCUCAAGUACUGACUUUAAUGUUUGGAAAGAUCUUUAA
This is a messenger RNA of Gastrolobium bilobum, 621 nucleotides long. RefSeq lists its product as uncharacterized. The record is from RefSeq and is a predicted model, not a curated record. Gene Ontology annotation, cellular component: endosome; trans-Golgi network. Lineage: Eukaryota; Viridiplantae; Streptophyta; Magnoliopsida; Fabales; Fabaceae. The transcript is spliced from 3 exons. The coding region runs from base 1 to 621 and encodes 206 amino acids.